Naegleria lovaniensis is the source of this 1107-nucleotide messenger RNA. RefSeq lists its product as uncharacterized. The record is from RefSeq and is a predicted model, not a curated record. Gene Ontology annotation, molecular function: protein binding. Bases 1 to 1107 code for a protein of 368 amino acids. The transcript has a single exon. NCBI's taxonomy places the organism in Eukaryota, Heterolobosea, Eutetramitea, Acrasida, Naegleriidae.
AUGCUUACACACAAACCACAAAACAACGACACGUAUCUCGAUCGCUCAUCCUCUUCUACAAUUGUCUGUCCUUCCUCCAUUACGACACGAACUUUUGUUCCAUCGAGUAAUAGUAGUAACAGUAUUAGUAGUCACUCAGUGAGUUCAUCUAAUGAAUUCUCAAAUGUAUCCGAUCUGUUAAAAACAUACAAUAACUUUGAAAGUUUUAUUCAGCAACAUGAUGGAAAGCAAAGAUUGAAAGAAUAUUUAGAGUCGUUACGAAAUGAAGAACAAUUAUUGUUUGUGGAAAUUAUGGAACCUUUUAUGACUCGGAAUCUUGAAAUUCUAAAUAAGGAAAAUAUAAACUCCAGUUCGAGAACAUGCGAACCAUCACUUCAGAACCAACAUGUGAGUACUAGUACUCGCGAUUGGAGCGAAAAGAGUAAUAGCUACUACUACUACUACUCGGAAUUGAUCAUGAACCAAGAGAAUGAAUGGCCUUCCAAUGACAUUAUUAUGGAAAGUGUGAAAAAUGCUUCUCGUCAUCGACAUGGUCAUUUGCAACCUUCUUCUUCUUUGAUGAAUCAAACCAUGUUGAUGAAUUUGGACAUCAACACAACGAAUUCUGAAGGAGAACCUCAUUGGACCAGUUUAUGUCAAGUUGUAUUCACACAAUUUUUAAAAGAUGACUCUCCUCAUCAAUUGAAUGUGAGUUCCAAGUUGAAAACAAAUGUGAAACAAGCAUCUCUAUCCAAUUGUGAACAAGAAGCCAAGAAAGCUCUCACCACUCUCUACCAUGAAGUAUUAUCACAAAUGAAAGAAGAAGCAUUUCAUCAUUUAAGAAAAAGUGAAGAUUUUAAAAUUUGGAUUCUUUCGAAGGCCAUUGAAUUUUCUCAAAAAGCAGAACAAUAUUCAGUUCAAACAUUUCUUGAAGAGAAUGAAAUGGCAGAAAAUUGGCCUCUCUUCAAAAAGAAAAAACUAUGUACCAUGAAAGAUAUUCGAGAAAUGACAGAGGAUGAUUUUAGAAAAUUGGGUGUGAAAAAAUUGGGUCAUUUGAAGCGAUUAGUGAGGAAAACGACUGAACAUUUCAUGUGUUCUGUUCAGUCGACGAGUUUGGCGAAUCAAUAA